AUGGCUGGUAAGGGAAAGUCUACAAGAGGUCGUGGAGGAAAAUCUGCUGCUGGUGUUAGGGUCUUCCAUGGUGAGAGUUCUCGGGGAAGAAAAGGAGCCACAAUUGUUCAGGUCCAGAAUGUUGAGAGUUCACGCGGAAGCAGAGAAGCUAGAGGAGUUCGGAUCUCUUCUGGUGAGCAUUCUCUCGGAGGUGAAGAAGCCAGAGGUGUUCGGAUCUCUUCUGGUGAGCCUUCACGCGGGCGUAGGAGUGGUAUCGGAGCGUCUUCUCACUCCUCGGUGGCUCGAUCGGAGUCACAGUCCGUGACCCAGUCAAAUAGACAACUUCCGACACAAUAUCCAGCCAGGGUACAACCACCGUCUCGUAUUCCUCAACGUGCGCCUCAUGCUCCUCAACCAGUGCUGGAGGAAGAUGAUGAAGAGGAAGAUGAAAAUGAUGAGAACCAUGAUCUUAGUCCUGCUGAAGAAGAAAAUCCCGAGGAAGAAGAAAACCCUAAUGACGAAGACAGCCAAGCUUUGUUAAACCGUUUGCUAGCUCUUCCAGGCCGACAACAUCUACCUCUUCUGUCAAAGGAUCCUAUCCCAGGCGUUGAGACUCUUUGGUUCAAUAGGCACAGAGGUAUACUUUCCCGAGCGAUUGCUGGAAUAUUUAGGAGGAAAUUUGAUGGUCCUUACUACAGUUGGAAGGUCACUCCUCCAUCCAUUCGAGAGAGAUAUUUCAGGACUUUUGCGCGGAAGUUCAACUGGGAUAGUGAUAUUACUGAGCUUGUUAGAGAUGGAUUCUUGGUAAUAGCCAAGAAGUGGUAA
This is a messenger RNA of Capsella rubella, 804 nucleotides long. RefSeq lists its product as uncharacterized. Bases 1 to 804 code for a protein of 267 amino acids. The record is from RefSeq and is a predicted model, not a curated record. Lineage: Eukaryota; Viridiplantae; Streptophyta; Magnoliopsida; Brassicales; Brassicaceae. The transcript is spliced from 3 exons.